AUGCCGGGAAUACACACAUUUUAUGAUGGAUCCAAAAUAUUGGAACCGCUGGCUGAAACAGUUGGAAUUGAAGUGGAUAGAGUAAAUUUCGUGCUGAGUCUGUUCGCCAGUUUUGGAAUCUCCUACAUCUACCAAAAAACAUGUUCACUGAAGCAAGUAAAUCGGCAAGUUAGGACAGUCGUUCCAGCAGUGGUCGGAUUGUCGUUGGUGUUCUUCUGUUUUGGAAGAGCUAUCAAACAUCUUCUUGCCAAUGCCCUCGGAAGUUAUGCUAUUAUGUAUUUCGCCCCACCAACUCAAGUUCACAAAAUUGUUAUGACAUUUUCAAUGGGAUACUUGUUCUUCAUUCACACGUACCGCUGGAUGAUUCUCGACACUUACAGUCUGGAUGUCACUGGUCCCAUUAUGGUCGCUGUAGAGAAAGUAACAAUGAUGGCAUUUAACUUGAAAGAUGGAAAAGUGAAAGAUGAGUCCAAGUUAACUGAAGAGCAACGGAAAGAAGCUUUGAAAGAAAUUCCAUCUCUUCUGGAAUUCAUGUCUUUCAUGUUCAACUUCCAGACAGUUCUCUCCGGACCAGCAAACAACUACUACGACUAUGUGAAGUUUUUGGAUGAGAAGCACGUUAUCGCUAAUAAGAACGGAAAAAUGCCAUCACCAACUGGUGUCGCCAUGACAAAGUUCUAUCAAGCUCUCGGUUUCCUAGCUAUCGUUGUCACACUCGGUGGAAGAUACAAAGUGGAAGAUGUUGGAACCAAGGAAUACUUCGAUCUUCCAAUGUACCAAUGGUUUUUCUGGUGGUUCAUCACUAUCUUCUUCAUCCGUUGUGCCUACUACUUCGCUUGGGUGUUUGCUGAUGCUAUUUGCAACAUGUCUGGAUUCGGAUUCAGUGGAUACGAUAAGGAAGGAAACGCCGAAUGGAAACUCUGCACCAACGUGCUUCCAUACCAAGUUGAAAUGGCUCAGAGUUUGAAGGAAACUCUCGAUGGAUGGAAUAUUCAAACCGGUUUCUGGCUCAGAAAAGUUGGAUAUGAACGUGCACCAAAGUCAAUCCGUACUGUUGCAACAUACUCUCUUUCUGCUGUUUGGCACGGAGUUUCAAUUGGAUAUUACAUGGCGUUCUUUACCUGCGGAUUGUUCACAGUUGCUGCUCAAACAUUCCGUCGUUCGAUGCGCUGGAGAUUUUUGGACAACGUGGACAAGAAGUUUGCUUAUGACAUCUUCUCCUUCAUCAUCAGCAAAAUCGCUUUGGCUUAUGCUACCUACUCCUUCGUCACAAUGCAUAUGUAUCCAGCUUAUGAUGUAUUGAAGAGAGUUUAUUUCAUUCCACACAUCGUUGCAUUUGCUGUCAUUUUCAUCCUACCAAAAGUCUUCAAACCACUUAAAAAGACACAACCUGCCAAGAUUGAAAAGGAGAUUAUCGACGAAAAGCAGAUCAAGCAGGAAUAA
Caenorhabditis remanei is the source of this 1443-nucleotide messenger RNA. RefSeq lists its product as uncharacterized. Gene Ontology annotation, biological process: lipid modification. Bases 1 to 1443 code for a protein of 480 amino acids. Gene Ontology annotation, molecular function: acyltransferase activity. The record is from RefSeq and is a predicted model, not a curated record. The transcript has 6 exons. NCBI's taxonomy places the organism in Eukaryota, Metazoa, Nematoda, Chromadorea, Rhabditida, Rhabditidae. Gene Ontology annotation, cellular component: membrane.